AUGGAGUUUGUCCUAUUGAUUCUGCUCUUGCAAGCCACUGUUUCUGGAUCUUUUCCUCUCUUCAACAAAAGCUUGGAAGAAAAUGAGUUGUUGUUUGCAGAACAAUACCUGGAAAGAUUUUAUGACUUCUAUGUAGAGAACACUCCAAAGACAAAAAUGAAUGUCAUUGAGAAUGUUCUGGAGAGUAAAAUCCAAGAAAUGCAGCAAUUCAUGGGGCUAAAAGUGACCGGAAAAUUGGACCCAUCUACUCUCGAUGUCAUGCACACUCGGAGGUGUGGUAUACCCGAUGUGCAUCAUUAUAGAACAACAUCAAGAAACCAAGCGUGGAAGAAACAUGAUAUCACCUACAGAAUCCAGAAUUACAUUCUUUCAUUGUCACAUGAGGAUGUUAACUAUGCUAUCCAGAAAGCUUUUCAAGUAUGGAGUGAUGUGACCCCCCUGACAUUCAGAAAGAUUCACUCAGGAGAAGCUGACAUUAUGAUCUAUUUUGCAAGCAGAGCUCAUGGAGACUUCUACCCUUUUGAUGGUCGAGGUGGAGUCAUAGCUCAUGCUUUUUUCCCUUCAGAUGGUAUUGGAGGAGAUGCACAUUUUGAUAAUGAUGAAAUCUGGACUAAAACCUCCAAAGGCACAAAUUUGUUUCUUGUUGCUGUUCAUGAGUUUGGUCAUUCCUUGGGUCUUUUUCAUUCCAAUGAUCCAAGGUCCAUAAUGUUUCCCACUUACAAAUAUGUUGACACCAACAAAUUUCACCUCUCAGAUGAUGAUAUACGUGGUAUCCAAUCCCUUUAUGGAGGCCCAGAAAUGAGACAACCCACACCACCUCCGGACAGCACAGACCCCAUUGUGUGUGAUCCCAACUUGAGUUUUGAUGCUGUCACUACAAUUGACAAGAGAACCUUAUACUUUAAAGACAGAUUCUUUUGGUGGACAUUUGGUAAAUCAUCACGGAGCUCUGUCCAUUUGAUUUCUUCCUUGUGGCCAACCUUGCCAACAGUCAUUCAUGCUGCUUAUGAAAUUAGAACCAGAAGUGAAGUUUUUAUUUUUAAAGAUGAUAAAUACUGGCUAAUUAAGAAGUUAAGACCAGAGCCAAACUAUCCCAAGAGCAUACAUACUCUGGGCUUUCCUAUGUAUGUGAAACAAAUUGAUGCAGCUGUUUUUAACCCAAUCACAGCUAAGACUUACUUCUUUGUAGAUAAUCAGUACUGGAGGUAUGAUGAAAGGAGACAGAAGAUGGACUAUGGCUAUCCCAAAUGGAUAGUCAAAAACUUCCCAGGAAUUGGACCUAAAAUCGAUGCAGUCUUCUAUUCUAAAAACUUCUACUAUUUCUUCCAAGGAUCUGAUCAACUUGAAUAUGAUGUUUUACACAAUCGCGUCACCAGAAGACUGGAGAGUAAUAGUGGCUUUGGUUGUUAG
Elephantulus edwardii (Cape elephant shrew) is the source of this 1410-nucleotide messenger RNA. RefSeq names its product matrix metallopeptidase 12 (macrophage elastase) (gene MMP12). The transcript has 10 exons. Gene Ontology annotation, cellular component: extracellular matrix. Gene Ontology annotation, molecular function: zinc ion binding; metalloendopeptidase activity. Gene Ontology annotation, biological process: proteolysis; collagen catabolic process; extracellular matrix organization. The record is from RefSeq and is a predicted model, not a curated record. The coding region runs from base 1 to 1410 and encodes 469 amino acids. NCBI's taxonomy places the organism in Eukaryota, Metazoa, Chordata, Mammalia, Macroscelidea, Macroscelididae.